UCCAAACUUUUUAAUGCAACUUUUUUAUUAUCAUACUUUAUCCAUUUUUGAUUUUCAAUAUCCCAAUAAUGAAUACAUCCUUCAGGUCAUUCAGCCGAAUAAAUUUUACUAAAUACACCUCUGGUAAUAUAAGUAAUAUCUUUAAAAUUUUCAAAAGUUAUCCAUUCAAGAUAUUUUUUACAGUGCACAGCAUUAAGUUGUGAUUGUUG
Messenger RNA from Rhizophagus irregularis DAOM 181602=DAOM 197198, 209 nucleotides. The record is from RefSeq and is a predicted model, not a curated record. NCBI's taxonomy places the organism in Eukaryota, Fungi, Glomeromycota, Glomeromycetes, Glomerales, Glomeraceae.